AGAGAGAGAGAGAGAGAGAGAGAGAGCAUGUGAAGGAGAGAGGUAGACGGAGAUGUAUAUUCUCAGCCUGUGGCAGAGAGCUUGGUCGUAUCAGAAUAGCACAGGACGGUCCUGGUCCAAAGUCUGUUUCGGAGUGUGGGCCGGACAGUAUGACGGAUUCUGAAGCCAAAGUGAACUCCAAAAAAGCUGGCAUUCGGGCUGCUGUCAUUCUGAUCGGACUACUGCACAAGUCCAGACGGCAGAAGGAGAAAGAGAGGGACAAGGAGCGGAAACAAGAGCUGCUGACCAUCUCCAGUGUGCCUCUGGGAGAAUGUCCACCCUCACCUCCCCGCACUGCACCACCCACCAUGAAGUCGGCAGAGUUCUUCGACAUGCUGGAAAAGAUGCAGAGUCCCAAAACCGAGGAGACUAAGAAAUACAAGGAUGACUACAUCCCUUACCCCCGGAUUGAGGAUGUCUUGGAGAAGGGUUUUCCCUACCCUCAGGUCAUUUUACCUCAGUUUGGUGGAUAUUGGAUUGAGGAUCCCGAGGCUCCGGUUGGAACGCCCACGUCCUCAGACAGCAGCUUCUGUGAGGAGGAAGAUGAUGGUCUGAGCCCUGGUGGAGAAGGAGGCUUCAGCUACAGGCUGGAGUGUAACAGCAUCUCACAGGCUUAUCGCAAACACUUUCUGGGCAAUGAGCACAUGAACUAUUACUGCACAGCCAGUAGUAUGGGACACCUCAUCAUGUCUCUGAAGUAUGAGGAGGCAGAUGGACAGGAGUCUCUCCGCAUCAUGCUCAGGUCAAAAACAAAGACCCUUCAUGAGCGAAUCCCACUUGAAGGCCUCCUCCAGCUACCAAGUGUACCACAGAUAGCCAAGCUGCUGUGCGAUGACGUCACAGGUCUGAAGUUCAACCCCGUCCUCUACCCUAGGGCCUCGCAACUGAUCGUCAGUUUUGAUGAGCACGAAGUGAACAACACUUUCAAGUUUGGAGUCAUCUAUCAGAAGUUUGGUCAGACAACAGAGGAAGAGCUGUUCGGGAACAAUGAGGAGACGCCAGCCUUUACUGAAUUCCUCAGUGUUUUAGGAGACAAUAUUGAACUGCAGGAUUUUAAAGGGUUCAGAGGCGGUCUGGAUGUGUCUCAUGGACAGACAGGAUCGGAGUCUGUCUAUACUACGUUCCGUCAGAGAGAAAUCAUGUUUCACGUUUCUACAAAACUCCCUUUUACAGAAGGAGACAUUCAGCAGAGGGCCAUGCGUGUGAGGAGCCACUCCAUGGAGACGAUGGUGACUCAGAAACACAAGAGUCCUGGAGUGACGGCAGGGGUCCCGUCCAGUGUCAGCGGUGGAGGACUCCAGCAGAACAGCGUGGAGUGCACCAAGAGCACCUUCACUCCUCCAGUGCUGUCUGCAAAAUCUCCAUUAAUGAGUCCAGUAAAGCGGCGCUCUGGUCUGUUCCCCAGACUGCACUCCAGCACAGAAAGUCCAACUGAGAAACAUCCAACUCGCAGUGACCUAAAAACAGAAGUGUUACCUCACUCGCAGGAAGUGAGGUCAGAGACAUCCUCCAAUCCGAGUUCACCAGAAAUCUGCCCAAACAAAGAAAGGCCAUUUGUGAAGCUGAAAGAGUGUAGCGGCAGAGCUAAUAUCUCUAUCUCCCGAUCCUCCUCCAGCACCAGCAGCUUCAGCAGCACAGCAGGGGAGGGAGACGGACUGGAGGAGCUGGAAAUGAGCAGUCACCCAUCCACGGCUUCAUCUGUGUACAGUCCAUCUCUCAGCGUGGAAAGCCAGAACUCCGGAACGCCGCUGAUCAUGUGCCGCAGUCCCACAGAUGGAAAGAGCAAAACUUCACCGAGGUCAAAUUUGAAAUUCCGCUUUGACAAACUGAGCCACUCCACAGGUCAUUAGGUCAGACAGAAGCCACUGCAUGGACAUAAGGCAGUGACUUUGAAUGGAUUUUUAUAGAUUGGAAGAAAAAGGGACCAUUUUUUCUUGCCAUUGCGACAGUUAUCACUGUUCAACAUAAUACACAACUGAACACUAUUGUUAGAACUGAUCCUACAGACACACGAAAAGGGUUUAGAGGACAGAAAUGAACACCAGUCUUAGUAGAAAAAGCAACAAACGUCUCUGUUUUUCCAACAUUGUAAAUGUAGUGCUCAAACAAUUGUUGAAACUAUUCUUGCCUAACUGCAAUCGCUUUCUAGACAGAUGCUCAAUAUUAUCACAGCUACAUGAAAUACUUGAAGAGUUCUCAGUCAUUAAAUGUUACAAGAGAUAAGGACUACAAAGUAUCAUUAUAAGCACCUGUACUGUACUCAGUCUUUUGCAGAGAUUACGGGUCAUUUUGAGUCUUGUAACACCGCCCAUCAGUGUAAGCCUUAAAAUACUGUACACUAACUAUGCUCUGCUGAGGAUUGAGUCUGUUCUUUUAUUUUUGAGUGAUGUGAAAAGGUCAAAUUCACCUUUCUCGAGGGUAACCAAAGAUGACGAUUGCCAAGGUUUAUUUGUGGUAAAAGGGGAAGGGUUUUGACAAAAAAACAUAACCUUGCAUGGAUGGCGAAGACACAUUUUAUUAUAUUUUUAAAGCAAAAUUGUUCUGUUCAUUUCAGCGUAUAUUUAGUUCUCUAAAUAAAGACUUCAGUAUAUUUGUUCAACACUGGGUUGGCAGAUACUGCUAACUUUACUGAACUGAUAUAUUUGCACAAUUGAACAAAAAAAAAAGAAAUUAUUUACUUCAUUAAAUUUCAUUUUUAACUCUUUUAACACACUUGAGAAAGCAGACACAUAAACAUGGUUCUUAUUAAUUUCAGACUUGUGGAUGUACAAAAAGGUCCUCUUUUGUAAAUGCUUCGUUAUUCAACUUUGGCUGGCAGAAUAAUUUUUGAACAAUUUUUGAAGGAUUUUCUUUUGAAAUUUUGUUAUUUAUUUACAUAUGUGUGUCUCUGCUCAUUCCUUAUGAUUCUGUUAGUUUUUCAGCGGUACUCAAUGGUGAGGGCAUUAGACUGCAGAGAGCGAGUUAAAUAUUCUUGUACAAUAGUGACAAACUCUGACAUAAAAUGUGUUGGCAUAUAUGUUUGUACUGCCAUAAUUUAUUGCUUUAAAAAUUGUUGAUGUUACGUAAAAAAAAAAUUACACAGAGUCAAAUUAAAAUAAUUGAAAAGAUUAUGUAUAUGUAUAUUUGGUUAUGGCAUGUGCCAUUAAGAAUUUAUUAUAAAAUAAAAUGUAU
This is a messenger RNA of Sinocyclocheilus grahami, 3210 nucleotides long. Its product is annotated as rap1 GTPase-activating protein 2-like. Lineage: Eukaryota; Metazoa; Chordata; Actinopteri; Cypriniformes; Cyprinidae. The transcript is spliced from 20 exons. The coding region runs from base 150 to 1889 and encodes 579 amino acids. Gene Ontology annotation, biological process: regulation of small GTPase mediated signal transduction. The record is from RefSeq and is a predicted model, not a curated record. Gene Ontology annotation, molecular function: GTPase activator activity. Gene Ontology annotation, cellular component: cytoplasm; plasma membrane.